Molecule: messenger RNA, 1691 nt
Organism: Callorhinchus milii (elephant shark)
Lineage: Eukaryota; Metazoa; Chordata; Chondrichthyes; Chimaeriformes; Callorhinchidae
Gene: ufc1
Product: ubiquitin-fold modifier conjugating enzyme 1
Exons: 1
Coding region: 114-920 (268 amino acids)
Biological process (GO): protein K69-linked ufmylation
Cellular component (GO): cytoplasm
Molecular function (GO): UFM1 conjugating enzyme activity
Source: RefSeq, a predicted model, not a curated record
GGGCGGCCAUGUCAGUCAGUGAGGGGAGGAGUUGUUUAAUGAGGGUUUGAGCGGCUGUUCAGCGGCGCUGUGUGUGUGUGUGUGGGUCAGUGUCGGGGGGGGAGGGGUCAGUCAUGUCCAGUGACGAGGAGGAGAAGCGGCGGCGGGAGGAGGAGGAGGAGGACGAGGAGGCGGCGGCGGCGGCGGAGUCCGGGGCUGUACUCGAGCCCGAGGCUUUGGGGCCUAAACUCCAGCAGCUGCGGUUGGAGCCCGAACCCGCAGGAAAACCCGCGGCUUCGCGGCCUACACCGGAAAAGGCGGUCGGGCCCGCGGGCCGGAGGACACCGAGCGGCGGGAGGAGACCGGCAGGAAAGCCCGAGGCCUCGCGGGCCGCCCGGGGCCCGGGGCCGGAGCUGGACCCGGGGCCGGCGGGGCUCGGGGGGGAGGCGGCCGGGAUCCCGCUGCUCCGCGAGGCCUCGGGGCCGCGCUCGGGACCGGCCGCCUGGGCCCGGCGGCUGCGGGAGGAGUACGCGGCGCUGAUCCGCUACGUGGAGCUGAGCCGCGAGGCCGCGGGCGGGGCCUCGGGCCCGGGCGGCGGGUGGUUCCGGCUGGAGGCGAGCGCGGACGGGACGCGCUGGUCCGGGCGGUGCUGGGCCGUGCACCGGCUGCUCCGCUACGGCUUCCGGCUGCAGCUGACGGUACCCGCGGCCUAUCCCGCCGCCGCCCCCGAGCCCGCGCUCCCGGGCCUGGACGGGAAGACGGCCAAAAUGUACCGCGGCGGCCGCGUCUGCCUCUCGCGGCACUUCCAGCCGCUCUGGGCCCGGCACCAGCCCCGCCUCGGCCUCGCGCACCUCCUGGCCCUCGGCCUCGCGCCGUGGCUCGCCGUCGAGGUGCCCGAACUCGCCGACAAGGGCCUCAUCGCCCCCGGGGACGAGGACUGAGGGCGAACGGAUCGAUAAUCGCCGAUCACCUCCAUCGACCGGGACUGAGGAGGGGGUGUGGGGGGUGGGGGGGGUUUGGGGGGUAAUCGAUAUUCACCCUCUGCUCAACCACUGAUCGAUACCCCGCAGUUAAAUCAUCGAUGAGGACUGAGGCUGCGGAUCAAUAUUCAUCCCCUUCUCUAUGACUGAUCGAUACACCCAGAGGCUGAUCAAUACCCCCCACUCCUCACCCCCAGCGACAAGGACUGAGCCGGGCUGAUCGAUAGAUACUGAUCAAUAUUUCCCCCGCUAUCUCCUCCUGAUCACGGAUCAAUACUCCCCCCCCACCCUCCCUCUCUCGCCCUGAUCACACGCAGCAGCAAGGACUGAGGGUGGGGGAGGGAGAGGCUGAUCCAUAUCCAUCCCCUUCUAUGCCCCCAAUCAAUCAUCAAUACUUUCCUCUGAUCAUUGAUCAAUACUCCCCUCAACCACUGAUCAAUACCUUGCUAGAAAUUGAUUAAUACUGACCCGGAUCACUGAUCAAUACUCCCUUCCCCAAGAGGCUGAUCACAGAUCAAUACCGGCAAACACUAAUCAGUACCCCACCCCUCAUCGCUGAUCAAUCCCCCGAUCAUCGAUGCGGAUGUGGGAGAGAGCUCCGGAGACUGAUCAAUACUCUGAUCACUACAGCCCUUAGUUACUGAUCACUGUCCCUGGCAACAGUCUUGGUGGCUGUGGUACCAGUCCUGGUCUCCCCGGCGACCCCCCUCCCUGGCGACCCCCCUCCCUGGU